AUACACGCCCGGACACACGCAGCUUUCUCCUUUUAUUGAAGAUCAAUAUGCUGAUUUCCUUCACCACCUCCACCCCCAGGAGAUCACUGACGAUCUCUCUCUAAGGAUCUCUAUCUCUCUCUGUGUGUAUUUGUCUUUCACCCCCUCUCUGAGCUGCUGUCGUCGUCUCUGGAGGAAGACUCUCCUUUACUUACACACUUACACACACACAGAGAGAGAGAGAGAGAGAGAGAGCUAAUGAAGUAGAGAGCGGCGGCGGCGGCACCUCCUGACCGCCAUUCCGCACCUAAAAACUUUCCAUUUCCCUCUGCCCACUCUUUGGGACUUCCUUUUGAUCCACCCUUCCCCCCCCCACCCAACACGCAUCGCUGGUGUGUGUGUGUGUGUGUAUGUGGAGGAGGGGAAGCGAAGAGUGUGUGAGGGCUGCUGGAGAUUUACAAUCUGCCUUCACGCUUUUGGGACCCAGGAGGGGGGGGGGAAACCCCCGAAGAGUUCCACCAUGGGCUGCGAGUGAAAGGCACUCUUAUGUGUGUGUUUGUGCCGAAGUUGGGGCUUUUUCCUCUAUUGCUUCCAGAAGUGCAAGCUGUGCCUUUAACCCACGUUGAGGGAGAUUUCUCCACUGUCAAAUGCAAAGAUCUCCAUGGUAACUCAAACCCCCAGCCUCUUUUCAGCUGCCUGCAAGAAGCAGUCUUCAGCAGCUCAGAGGUCUCACGACCAGAGCGUGGAUCACACUUCUUGCAAACCUCAUCAUAUUGAGGUGGGGCUAAGAUGAGCAUAACCAGUGACGAAGUGAAUUUCUUGGUGUAUCGCUAUCUCCAGGAGUCAGGUUUCUCCCAUUCAGCUUUUACAUUUGGAAUAGAGAGUCAUAUUAGCCAGUCCAACAUCAAUGGAACACUAGUGCCACCUGCUGCCCUCAUCUCCAUACUUCAGAAAGGCCUGCAGUAUGUGGAAGCAGAGAUAAGCAUCAAUGAGGAUGGUACAGUAUUCGAUGGCAGACCUAUAGAGUCCCUAUCACUGAUAGAUGCAGUAAUGCCUGAUGUCGUCCAGACCCGGCAGCAGGCCUUCAGAGAGAAAUUAGCUCAACAACAGGCAAGUGCAGCACCAACCACAGCUACAACAGCUGCAGCAACGACAACGACAUCUACGGCAACGACAACAGCUAUCCCACAGCAGAACACACCAAAGAAUGGAGAAGCCACUGUGAAUGGAGAGGAGAACGGGGCACAUGCAAUAAAUAAUCAUUCAAAACCAAUGGAAAUUGAUGGAGAUGUUGAAAUUCCUCCUAACAAAGCAACAGUUCUCCGGGGCCAUGAAUCAGAAGUGUUCAUUUGUGCCUGGAAUCCAGUCAGUGAUUUGCUGGCAUCAGGAUCUGGUGAUUCCACUGCCAGAAUAUGGAAUCUUAAUGAAAACAGCAAUGGUAGCUCUACCCAGCUAGUUUUGAGGCACUGUAUAAGAGAAGGAGGACACGAUGUCCCAAGCAAUAAGGAUGUGACAUCGUUGGACUGGAACAGUGAUGGAACACUACUGGCUACAGGAUCAUACGAUGGCUUUGCAAGAAUAUGGACAGAAGAUGGAAAUCUUGCAAGCACCUUAGGUCAACAUAAAGGACCCAUCUUUGCUCUGAAGUGGAACAAAAAGGGAAAUUACAUUUUAAGCGCUGGUGUUGAUAAGACCACAAUAAUUUGGGAUGCUCAUACAGGGGAAGCUAAACAACAGUUUCCUUUCCACUCAGCCCCUGCUCUGGAUGUAGACUGGCAGAACAACACUACUUUUGCAUCUUGUAGCACUGACAUGUGCAUACAUGUAUGUAGACUUGGCUGUGAUCGUCCAGUCAAAACGUUUCAGGGCCAUACGAAUGAAGUCAAUGCAAUCAAAUGGGAUCCCUCUGGUAUGCUUUUAGCAUCCUGUUCCGAUGAUAUGACCUUAAAGAUUUGGAGUAUGAAGCAAGAUACGUGUGUACAUGACCUUCAGGCACAUAACAAAGAGAUUUAUACUAUCAAAUGGAGUCCAACGGGACCAGGGACCAGCAACCCCAGCUCCAAUAUUAUGUUGGCAAGUGCUUCAUUUGAUUCUACUGUUCGGUUGUGGGACGUUGAAAGAGGAGUCUGCACUCACACGUUAACCAAACAUCAAGAACCUGUCUACAGUGUAGCUUUUAGUCCUGAUGGAAAAUAUUUAGCCAGUGGGUCCUUUGACAAAUGUGUCCAUAUAUGGAAUACUCAGAGUGGAACUCUAGUACAUAGCUACAGAGGCACUGGAGGAAUAUUUGAAGUCUGCUGGAAUGCUAGAGGAGACAAAGUGGGAGCCAGUGCAUCAGAUGGAUCGGUUUGUGUUUUAGACCUGCGAAAGUAAUUAUUUUUAGACAAAAUUGGAAAUGGACCAGCAUUGAAUGUGUGGGUAGAAGCACUCUUCAGAACUAUUUUAACAUCUCUAAAACUGCAAGUAUUGGGGGAAACAUACAGAAAUGGAAACAAAAAACAAAACAACAAAAAACCAACCAACCAACAACAGAGUGUACAACAAAGGCAACUCUACCAGGCAAUAGUAGCCUGUGAUGUUUUGUCCAUAACCUUCACCAAGGAGUCAAAAACGCAAUCAUUUGGGGGAGGGGUGGGGACAGUUUCCACCUGAACCCUUCAGCCUUCAGAAGCAAGUGGGAGUACAGCACCGGCUUAAAGCCCUGCAGUUUUUGGUUUGGGUCUCUGGGAACUCGUUCUGAUGGCUGCAGAAGAGAAGAGGAAAAGCUGUGCCAAAAAAUUAUAAUAAUUGAAAAAAAAAUCCUAUAAAGCAAAAUGCUUUGCGAAACCAAAAUGGGAAAAAUAAUCCUUCUCCAUAUGGUGUUGUAUUUUUUCCCUUCCAAUCUGGACACUACAGUUGCUCUCCCAAAGGACGUUCAAAGACCAGUUUGUACCGAUCACACCUACAACUUUGUAAUCACAACACUUUCUAUUUUCUAGACUACUUUUAUUUGUUCAGUGGUUGUUGUUUUUUAAUCAGCUGGUAUAUUAUAACCUUGAGGAUCACAGGCAUAGGUUUGAACUGAAUCUCUUUUAUUUUCAUUUCCCUCCUUCCCUCCCCUUUUCUGUAUGUUUGUUUUGCUUUGCUGUGGCUUUUGAUGCCCAUAGUCAAUGCAGCCAGGUGGGCAUAAUGGAAGACUGAAAGAGACUGGUCCUCUCCCCCCUCCCUCCCUCCCCCCUUGCACACCAUUCUUUCUCCUCUUCUCUCUCUGUUUUCUUCUUUUUAGAUACUUCCAUACUUCAAAUCUUAGGGUCUCAUGGGCACUUUCAACAAAUGGUGUAAUAAGUGCUUUAUGUAAGAAUGCAGUGCCGGGAAAGCUUUUUACAGGAGAAAGAUGACUUUUUAAAAAAAGAAAGAACCCAGUGUAUUUUUGGAAAGAAAAAAAAUAGUAGUAUUUUUAUGUUAAUGACAAUUUUAGAAGGUUAAAAUCUCUACCAGAUGUAGAUUGGAUUGUGUUAGUCAUUCAAAAGAACAAUUUGGAUGGAUCCUAAUACAAAUUGAAGAUACAGUAUCUUUUUUAAACUCUCUUCCACAUAAAAGGCAAUUUCCUAAAUACAUUUCAGGGUGUUGCUUCUUUUACAAAUAAAAACUAUCGCUGCAGGGAAAAAUGCUUUUACAACUUAACUUCAUUGGCAGAUCUUAGUGAUGCUAAGUAUAAUCAUAUUUUUCCAGAGAUUUAAGAGUUCUAAAAAAUCGCUUUUCCAAUUCAUAUGUAUAACUACUAAUAUGUAAACAUACCCAUCAUAGUUUUCUCACAAAACUAGUUCUCCACUGGGACAAGGCAUGAUUCUGCCUUUGUAUUCAGAAUGGGCAACUCUGUGUGACUUAUUUCUGACGUGCAUACUCCCCCAUACACGUGCUUAGAGUUGUCUUAUAAAAUUUAUUAAGAACAGAUUUUUAUUAUUGAUUUAAAUAUCAGAUUUCAUAUUGGUUCAAGCCAACAGUUGCUGUGAUUUUUUAAAAAAUCAUUCUUAAUAUUUCCUUUUUAAUCCAAACCCCAGUUCUCAAGUAUUUCAUUUAUCAUUUACCUCUCCCUGGAACACUCAGUACUCUGAAUAGAUUGGCAAGUUUUCUAUAUGAGGAAGAUACCACCUCUUUAACAUUGGGUCCCUUAAUUUCCAGGGCUCAACAAGGACUACUCCCCAAUACAUUUAAGAAAUUGCAUUUUUAUUUU
Pogona vitticeps (central bearded dragon) is the source of this 4192-nucleotide messenger RNA. It is a transcript of the gene TBL1X, whose product is annotated as transducin beta like 1 X-linked. The record is from RefSeq and is a predicted model, not a curated record. Gene Ontology annotation, biological process: regulation of transcription by RNA polymerase II. Gene Ontology annotation, cellular component: histone deacetylase complex. NCBI's taxonomy places the organism in Eukaryota, Metazoa, Chordata, Lepidosauria, Squamata, Agamidae. Gene Ontology annotation, molecular function: transcription corepressor activity; protein binding.